CAACAACGAGCACAUGAGGAGCAGCUGAUCGGCCGCCGACGAGCACCCGCGCCUCUGGCAUUCGAUAUCUUUCGCCCCGAGUAUCCAUUCGCAACUGCUCGAGCAUCCCAUUUUCUUGCAGGCCAGUCAGUAUACUACCGCACAGGACCCGACUUUCCAAUCACAAGGACCGGCGAGAUCCAGCCAAACCCGCCACACGCUGCUCUCGUCCCCGAGCCCACCCAAUUCUCGGCCACGACUUGCGCCCUCCCUAAGCUGCGACGCGCCCAUCUGUCGUUGAUGGGUCGUCGUCCUUGACCCAAGACCACCUCCGCCGCCGCCCGCGGCAGACCCGAGACGUCGACCGGACCGCCGCCGAGACCACGAUCGUUUUCGCCGUAUCUAUCUCCAUGCGGCACAGGCCGAGCCCCAUGCUCCCACCCCGACCAUCGUUCCGGCUUCAGGACAGAGUUGCUUCCCAUGCGGAUUGAGGCUCUAAAUCUCCUCGCUCACCACAACGCCGCACCACCCCCGGCCCUUAACCUGCUAGAGCUCAGCUGCUGCUCGCUCUCCGACAACCUCACAUAGAUGGCCGACGGCCCCAGAUACCUGCAGCAGUCGACCGGGCCAGCCUUCUACCAACAACACGCGCCCCAGAAACCACCGCUCCCCAGCGGAGCCCUUUUACCAUCACUCCUCCAUCCUUUUCUGACCACCAACCCGCCAUCGCCGUCACGAUCGCCAGACCGCCAGGGCGCCCACGCCCAGCCGCUGCAAGGCAUGUACAACCAUAACCAGCAGCAGGGACACAACUCCCGCCUCAACAACAACCCACAGGGCCAGCGCAUGCCCAUCCAUUACAACUUCCAGCAACCCGCCGGCCUGCAGCACCAAUCCCAUGCCCAGCACCACCCCAGUCUCCAGCAGGAGCCCUCGGGGCAGGGUGGCAAUGCCGGCGUGCUGGGGCACCACUCGACCUACUCGAGCGGGGUACUGUCCAACGCGAGCCCCUUCUCCGCCAACCUCCCCAAUGGCCACAACUCGGUAACCCGGGGCGGCCAGGCACAGCCCAUCACCGAGGGUUGGGCCGAGCAGCUUCGCAUGUAUAAGGACGCCGAGCGGGCACACGCCUCUAUGAUGGAGCAACCCCACUACUAUGCCCGCCUCAAGGCCCCUGAGAACCGCAACGCCACUUCCCCUGCCGCCGGCGCGACGUCCACAGCCGAGGGCGAGGUGGAGGACAGGAGACGGCCCGGGGCCGUCCAGAUCGCCAAGUCCUCAAAGCAGCAGUACUGGACAAACCUCGACAUGAGCGGCCAGCAGAUCCGGAGCCUCUCCAUGAGCCUCUUCAACUAUAUCUUCCUCCAGGAGCUCUACAUCUGCUCCAACAAGCUGACCACUCUGACCCCAGCCAUCGGAGAGCUACGCCAGCUGCGCAUCCUGGAUGCUUCCCAUAACCAGCUGACCGAUCUGCCCGCAGAGAUCGGCAUGUGCACGUUUCUCAAGCACCUGCUGCUCUUCAACAACCACAUCCACACCCUCCCCCACGAGAUAGGCUCGCUGCAUCUCCUCGAGCAGCUAGGAAUCGAGGGCAACCCCCUGGACCCCGAUACCAAAAACAUCGUCAAGACUUCAGGGACAGCGACCCUUGUCAAGGAUCUCCUUGAAAAGCAGCCUGUCCCUAUGCCUCCUCUACCGCGAAAGAUGCUCACCAUCCAAGAAGACGUGUCCCCGAGCCUAGAAAGGAUAAAGGUGUUCUCGUGGAACAUACUUGCUAGCAGAUACGCGACGGCGAUGCUAUACGGCUACACUCCCUCGGGAGCUUUGGAAUGGGAUUACCGGAGGAGGAAGAUCUACCAGGAGAUCCGAGACCGCGACCCUGAUUUCUUGUGUCUGCAGGAGGUCACCACCAACGCCUUCACGGAGGAUUUCAGCCCAGAGCUCGCAAGGCAGGAUUACAAGGGAAUCCACUUCCCUCGUACCAAGGCCAGGCUGAUGAACGAGAAGGAGGGCGCCAACGUCGACGGCUGCGCGAUUUUCUACAAGGGGAGCAAAUUCAUUCUCCUGGACAAGCAGGUGAUCGAGAUGUCCAACAUUGCGCUCAACCGUGCCGACAUGAAGACGGGCAACGACAUUUUCAACCGGGUCAUGCCAAAGGACAACAUCUGCGUCAUGGGAUUCUUCGAGAGCCGGCGCACAGGUGCGAGGAUGAUCGUGAUGAAUGCGCAUCUGGCCUGGGAGGGCACGCUCGCCGAUGUCAAAAUCGUGCAGACGGCCAUCAUGUUGGAGAGUCUGACAAAGUUUGCCGACAAGUACGCGCGCUGGCCCGCUUGCAAGGACAAGAAGAUGAUCCGGCUGCCAACCUCGGAUUCGGACGACGGGGAAGGGGAGGACGGAAGCUGGAAGAAGGAGGAGGAGGUGGUGAUCGAGCCCGCGCCGUCACAGGAGUACCGCAGCAACACGGACAUACCCCUAUUCGUGUGUGGCGACUACAACUCGACGGCCCAGAGCGGUGUGUUUGAGCUCCUGUCCAAGGGGCGGCUCGCGCCGGACCACCCGGAGCUGGCCAAGCACUCUUACGGGCUGUUCACGCGCGACGGAAUCGAGCACCCCUUCAGUUUGCGGUCGUCGUACCAGCCGCUGGUGGGGACGCCGGAGGAGAUGCCCUUCACCAACUAUGUGCCCGACUUUGCCAACGUCAUCGACUACAUAUGGUACUCGUCCAACAACCUCGAGGUUGUGGAGCUGCUGGGCCCUCCGGACGCGCAGCACCUGAAGCGCGUGCCCGGGUUCCCCAACUACCACUUCCCGUCGGACCACAUCCAGAUCAUGGCCGAGUUCGUCAUCAAGGCGCGGAAGGACAAGAAGGGCGGCGGGCAAGCGUCCUCGUCAUGAGACGGGUCCUGUUGAAUCUUAUUUUCCUUCUCCCCGCUGUCUUUUUUACCAUUGCGUACUUUGUUCCCUUUGGUCGCUUCGUUUUUGGAUCGUUCUCGGUUAGUGUAGAAGAUGAAAUGAAGGCCUACCGGUCAUCUUCUUUUGAUCCGUCGGCUCCCCGUUUCUUCUGUCUGUCGCAUCCACGCGCUCGCCUUUUUUCCCUUUUGUGUGGCGGUCUCUUUUCUACUUUGUUUUCUUGUCGCGCACGCCAAAUAUAACACGACAAGCCUUGCAUCUUUUUGCAGCCAACAGGGUUUUACUUUUGCGUGGGUUUGCCUUUGGGCUGGCGGUGUUCUGGAUCUCGGUAACAAAAUUCAGCCACGCACUGAAUGGGUACAUAUCCUGCAGGAUCAAGGGAGGUGGGAGGGGGGAGUCGGGGUGUCACGCCGUCAAUGAAAGGGGUGGUGUUUAUUCCAUGCUUCUCUCUGGUCGUCACUUUCUGUGGGAGCAACAUGGAAAAUGGAAACGGGGGCGUUUUGUUCACCUCGCGCGGAACAUGAUGGUGGGCGUGGGGAUGGAUGGAUGGGAGGGAAAAAAGGGGGGGGGGGAAGGACGGGACGCUGAGGGUCGGCCACGGUGGGUGCAAAGGAUCUGGAAUAUUGCCAUAACAAGCACGACAUUGUCUUAUCUCCGUAAAUCUUGGCUUCUUGACGAGAAAUGCGUCUCAUGUCCUUUGUCCUCUAUCACUCUCGUUUGUCUUUGUUUUCCCUUGUCCUUUUCGUCUCUUUUCCUCCUCUUCCUACUUGCCAAGCCUCCACCUCUUCUCUCAUAUUAUAUCUCCUGAUCUGAGAGCGGCGGCAAGGAUGGGGGGAGCUAGCGCCAGCGUGGGCGACGGCGUCUGAUUGGGAAACGAUACAUGUAGCUGUACGAUUAUACAUUCUCCCGUCUUUUUUUCGUCAUUUUUGCUUCUCCGAUCCAUUCCAUUGUUCGCACGAUCACGCACCUUUUUGGGUACAUCCCCACCACCGUUCGCUAUUUUAAUAAACAGCGGCCGUGAUUCGAG
This is a messenger RNA of Gaeumannomyces tritici R3-111a-1, 3916 nucleotides long. Its product is annotated as glucose-repressible alcohol dehydrogenase transcriptional effector. The record is from RefSeq and is a predicted model, not a curated record. Gene Ontology annotation, cellular component: CCR4-NOT complex; cytoplasm; nucleus. Gene Ontology annotation, molecular function: poly(A)-specific ribonuclease activity; protein binding. Lineage: Eukaryota; Fungi; Ascomycota; Sordariomycetes; Magnaporthales; Magnaporthaceae. Bases 568 to 2874 code for a protein of 768 amino acids. Gene Ontology annotation, biological process: nuclear-transcribed mRNA poly(A) tail shortening. The transcript has 3 exons.